Messenger RNA from Gigantopelta aegis, 3144 nucleotides. RefSeq lists its product as uncharacterized. Bases 1 to 1830 code for a protein of 609 amino acids. Lineage: Eukaryota; Metazoa; Mollusca; Gastropoda; Neomphalida; Peltospiridae. Gene Ontology annotation, molecular function: zinc ion binding. The transcript is spliced from 2 exons. The record is from RefSeq and is a predicted model, not a curated record.
AUGUCCCUUGACCGAUUAGUUAAAUACCGAACUUCCGGAGAGCAAACAUUCUCUUUGUUCAAAACAAUGGCGUGUAACAAAGCGAAACCGAGUGAUUCUAUUGAUCUUGAAAAGUUAAGUGUGCGUAGCCUGAAGGUUUAUUUAAGAGACAGGGGUGCUCAUGUGUCAGGUACACGACCCGAGCUUGUGAAAAGGGCGAAGGGUGUUCAAGUAAUGAAAUUUAAACCGUUGCAGGAAUUGAAAGCGAACGAUUUGGAAAAUACCGAGCAUCGAAAAGUCCAGAAAUUUACCACUGUAUUUAACGAAAAUUUGCCUGAACCUUGGACAUUAAAUGACAAUUGGGAAAGUGACAUUGAAAAAAUUCCUUUCAUGAGAACUGGUGAUUUAUAUAACUAUUUGGUUUUAAAUAGAAAUCGAACUUUUGAUUCGAACUCGACGAAUGCUAAACGCCAGUUACGAGCCAAAGUAUUUUAUGAAGACAAACAUGUCCAUGCCAUAAUGUACCACAACAUCACUGUUAAAUGUACACACUGUUAUGUAAAAUGUAAAGUUAUUCCCAGCCUGCCAACUGGAACAGUAAAACAGAAACCGGAUUACGACGUAUGGGUGUCAUUAUCCAAAGUGUCUGGGAAUGUACAUGCUGCUGGAUGUACCUGCAGUGCAGGGGAAGGCGAAUCAUGCAACCAUAUUGCAGCGUUGUUGUAUGCUCUUGUGGACAUCAGCACAAAGAAGAAAGAUGGACUGCAAUCUUCUACUUCCACCACCUGCAAAUGGAUACAGCCCCGGAAGAGACAUCUGAGUCCACAAAAAUCUCAGGAUUUAGUUUUUAAAAAACACAAAUUUGACCCUAGUAGCAGAACACAAACAGUUUCUAACAAAAGACAGAACAACACCAGCAACAUUCAACCAAUGGAUGCAUCCAGUUUGUGCCAGAAAUUGAAACAAUGUGCUCCUCAUGCAGCAAUUUUAUUGUGUGACACCAGUUCGUUAAAUGAAAUUGAAAUCACACCAGAAUCUGAUGUACCUGUGUUACACAACAUAAACUUUAUGUAUGGUGAUAAUGUUAAUCUAAUGAACAAAGAAUGUACAACAUAUUUUGAAGACUAUUUCUAUUCACUAAAGUGUUCUGAAGCAGACUGCCAUAUAAUUGAAGAAAAUACCAAACGACAAUCCAAAAGCUAUCAGUGGAAGGUUGCUCGUGUUGGCCGAUUGACCAGUUCUAAUUUUGGCACCAUAUAUAAACUUAAAGACACCACACCUCCAGACAACACAUUAAAAACACUUCUUAAUUAUACUGAAUUUCAAGUAGCAAGUGUUAGGUGGGGGUCUUCACAUGAAGCUGCUGCCAGACGUGUGUAUUCGAAGAGUAUACAGAAAAUUCACCCAGCUAUGAAAAUUAUGCAGUGUGGUUUAAUUGUUAAUUCUCUUUACCCCCACUUGGGAAGCAGCCCAGAUGCUCUUCUGAACUGUACACAUUGUGAACAAAAUGAUGGAGUUCUUGAAAUUAAAUGCCCAUACAAGUACCGUUUUAUGUUGCCAUCAGAAGCAGCCAAAGACAAAGCAUUCUGUUGUGAAUUAGUUAAAAAUAAAGUCCAGUUGAAAAAGAACCAUGUUUAUUAUUUUCAAAUACUUGGACAACUGGCAAUUACGAACAGGAAAUGGUGUGAUUUUUUCAUUUGGACUUUGAAAGGACACUCAGUUGAGAGGAUUCACUUUGAUAAAAAUGCUUGGGAAAAUCUGUUGUCAAAAUUAAACAAAUUUUAUAAAUCUGCUGUCAUUCCAGAGCUUUUCUCAGAAAGAGUUAAGCGUGGAUUAACUCUGUUCAAGUAAACAUGACUAACAUUUGCUGAAACUAUUUCUCUUAAUUUGUGUAGUUUCAAACAUGAAUAAUUUUCAUUAUCUUUUAAUAUUGUUUUAAUGUUGAAAGAACAUAUAUGUUGUCUGAUAUUCAUUUAUGUUAAGUUACAGUGGAUGUUAAUAACGUCAUGUGUAUAUUUCUAAAUAGAAUACAUAAAUAUAAAAUCACAUUUAACAUUGAAUGUAUUAAUUAGUAGUACAUCUCUUGUAAAAAAAAUUCACGUAGGUGUUUGUGUUCAGGGCUGAAAUUAAUAUUAACAAAUAAUUUGCAGCUACAUAUGGGUCUGAGAAACAUUUCCCAAUUUGUAACUUUUAUCAACUGCAUUUGUUUUUAAGACAAAUCAAUUAUUUAAAACAGUUUAAACAGUAUUUUGAGAAAAGCUUCUUACAAAAUAAAUAAAAUGCAGCAUAUAAGUUGGAAGUUUAUUAUUUAAACCUCGAAACACAUUCAUCAUCUCAGUAUACUAAAGUUUAUUUAGUGAUAGAUCACUAAACAAUGGUCGGCUGGUUCUAUAGUUCACAACUGUAGAUAAAAAGAACCAGUCAAAGCAAUUAAUCAAUCAAAAGAUUGGUGUUUCCGAUUAACUACGGACGUUUACGGAGAUUACCGAGUGUAUCGGUACAGGAGGGGUGUAUCCUAAUAUGUAUUAUUUAGCUUUUGAAUCAUAACAUAUAGGUAUACUGAUAAUACUGCGCAUCACUAGUAAUUACAUGUAUGAACUUUUUUUAAUUUACAAACUAGUGCGUACAUGAAUGCUAAAUGAUGAAGCAUGUCCACAUGUAAUAGAUUUUUAAAAAUGUUAUCAAUGUUAAUCAGUCAUCUUCAUCAUGAACAAGUGGGGGCAACAAAUUGGAUAAACCAACACAAAUCUUCCAUAUUUUAGUAGCUUGGUGUGCUAAAGUAAUUGGUAUAACACCUUGUAAAAUUCUGAAAUUUUUGACACGUUCCAUGGCUCGUUCAACAUCUAUUCGAAGAUUAGCAAUCCUUCUUGUUUCCUCAACUUGUCUUCUUGUGAAACGUUGGUAUUUUAAGGGUGGAAUAAUUAACCUAAUUCCUCUUGGAAUUGUUAAAUCUGAGAUAAGGAAACCUUUGUCAGCCAUUAUGGAAUCGCCUCUUUGGCAAAGGUCCAGUAUGCCACAAUUUAGUGUCAGUUGUUUGUCACUAAUACUUCCUGCCCACAGGUCAGAAGCAAAUGUUAUUACACCUGAUGGGCUUAUUCCCAAAAGAGCUUUGUAAGUCAUGUGUGAUUUAUAAUGUGAAAACAUUAAACUUUUAUUUUUUAAUGA